Molecule: messenger RNA, 1858 nt
Organism: Abrus precatorius (Indian licorice)
Lineage: Eukaryota; Viridiplantae; Streptophyta; Magnoliopsida; Fabales; Fabaceae
Product: rhomboid-like protein 15
Exons: 13
Coding region: 306-1550 (414 amino acids)
Biological process (GO): endoplasmic reticulum unfolded protein response
Cellular component (GO): endoplasmic reticulum membrane; Hrd1p ubiquitin ligase ERAD-L complex
Molecular function (GO): serine-type endopeptidase activity; misfolded protein binding; ubiquitin-specific protease binding
Source: RefSeq, a predicted model, not a curated record
CUGUCAACAAAAUAUGAAAAUAAUUGUUUUAAUACAAACAACGAAAAUAACGAUGGUUUCCGUAUUGGCAAACCUUGGCGACUUCAUUGAGGUUUGGUGAGACGGUGAAAUCAGAACACGAACCCCAAUAAAGUAAAGAGAAGUUGGUUCUACAGUUUUCGCGAGUCAAGUGUGGGUCAGAAUUCAGAAACUGAAUCACUAACUCCAAUCAAAAACCGUUUAUUUGAAUCCAAAUUUGUAUAUACCAAAUCUGUGACUGUUAAUCAGAGCUGAUACCAGUGGGUUCAAGCUGUGAAGUUGAUUGCAUGCGAAGACCCAGAAAUAUGAGGCCAAAUAUCGUUUCUGAGGCGGGGGUGCCUACUAGGUUAAAUCAAUGGUGGGAAAGCAUUCCAUUCCUUACUUCUGCAGUGGUGGUCGUGUGUGGAAUCAUUUACUUGGUUUGUCUUUUGGUUGGAUAUGAUUCCUUCGCCGAGGUUUGCUUCUUGCCGUCUGCUGUUGUAUCGCGGUUUCAAGCUUACAGGAUUUAUACCUCCAUUAUUUUCCAUGGUUCACUGCUUCAUGUUCUCUUCAACAUGAUGGCUUUGGUUCCCUUGGGCUCUGAGCUGGAAAGGAUAAUGGGCUCAGUUCGCUUGCUAUAUGUCAUUAUUUUGUUGGCUACAAGCAAUGCCAUAUUCCAUAUUCUCAUAGCACUGCUGGUGGCACAUAAUCCUUUUGUUACAUAUGAUUACCUCAUGAAUGAGUGUGCAAUAGGGUUCUCAGGAGUUCUAUUUUCGAUGAUUGUCAUAGAGACAAGCCUGAGUGGAGUUCAAUCCAGGAGUGUGUUUGGAUUGUUUAAUGUGCCUGCCAAGUGGUAUGCAUUCUUUUUGUUGGUAGUGUUCCAGCUUCUCAUGCAAAAUGUCUCGCUACUUGGACACCUUUGUGGCAUUUUAUCUGGGUUUGCGUAUACAUAUGGCUUGUUUAAUUUCCUAAUACCUGGGACAUCUUUCUAUUCUUCUAUUGAAACAUCCUCCUUGCUUUCAUCAUGUGUGCGACGUCCAAAAUUUAUUGUUUGCACUGGUGCAAAUCCUUCGGGUUAUAUUCCUACACAUGCAAGCCAAAAUUCAACAACUGGUGGAAUACUUUCUGGAAAUAUUUGGAGGAACCUAUCAUCAUAUAUGCCUCAAAGGGAAGUGUCUACUCAGUCAACUGAGGACAGUAGGUUCCCUGGGAGGGGAAGGGCCCUUGGUUCUGGUCAAGGUCAAAUGGCUUCUGCUCUUCAUUCUGAUUCAAACCUUCAAGCUAGACUCUUGGAGGAUAGCAGUCCCAAUCAUCCUUUAGAUUCAUCUGCUCUUAGUACUACUCAACAGUUGUCAGAAGGAAGGCAUUCAGUUGAUAAUGUUGCUACAGCACCUGCAGGUGUUCCUCAACAUCAGGGUGCAGUUGCUUCAGAAGAAGGAAUAAAAAAACUCGUAUCAAUGGGCUUUGACAGGACGCAGGUGGAAGUGGCACUGGCCGCCGCUGACGGUGAUCUUAAUGUGGCAGUGGAAAUACUCAUGAGUCAGCAGGGUUAAAACCAGAAAGAUUCUCUUGGAUUCCCAGAGAGACUUCCUUGACACUGUUAAUUGAGUAUCUCUCUCUGCAUUGUUCAAUCACUGUCUUUGUGUUUAAUCUUUGGAUCCAACCACUAACAGUUGCUGAUACCUGACUGCCAUGCUAACACGCCAAGUAGCAGAAUUUAACAUAUAUGUAAACAGGAUAAGCGAUGCUAUUGCCAUAACACGGUUGAAUGUGAUGUUUAAUUGAAGAGAUUCUUGACGAGAUAGGUGUAGCUAAAUUGAAAGCAUUUUGUUUCGGUUGACUUUUUUUUUUUUUUAUUCCU